This is a messenger RNA of Cynocephalus volans (Philippine flying lemur), 1317 nucleotides long. RefSeq names its product gap junction protein gamma 2 (gene GJC2). NCBI's taxonomy places the organism in Eukaryota, Metazoa, Chordata, Mammalia, Dermoptera, Cynocephalidae. Gene Ontology annotation, biological process: cell-cell signaling. Gene Ontology annotation, molecular function: gap junction channel activity. The transcript has a single exon. Gene Ontology annotation, cellular component: connexin complex. The coding region runs from base 1 to 1317 and encodes 438 amino acids. The record is from RefSeq and is a predicted model, not a curated record.
AUGACCAACAUGAGCUGGAGCUUCCUGACGCGGCUGCUGGAGGAGAUCCACAACCACUCCACCUUCGUGGGCAAAGUGUGGCUCACCGUGCUGGUGGUCUUCCGCAUCGUGCUGACGGCCGUGGGCGGCGAGUCCAUCUACUCGGACGAGCAGGCCAAGUUCACGUGCAACACGCGGCAGCCGGGCUGCGACAACGUCUGCUACGACGCCUUCGCGCCCCUGUCCCACGUGCGUUUCUGGGUCUUCCAGAUCGUGGUUAUCUCCACGCCCUCCGUCAUGUAUCUGGGCUACGCCGUCCACCGCCUGGCCCGCGCCUCCGAGCGGGAGCGGCGCCGCGCCCUCCGCCGCUGCCCCGGUCCCCGCCGCGCGCCGCGCGCGCACCUGCCGUCCCCGCCGCCGCCUCACUCCGGCUGGCCCGAGCCUGCCGACCUGGGCGAGGAGGAGCCCAUGCUGGGCCUGGGCGAGGAGGAGGAGGAGCCAGGGGCGGCCGAGGGCGCGGGCGAGGACGCGGAGGACGAGGCGGCGGAGCAGGCCAAGGGGUCCGGCGCGGCCCCGCAGGCGUCGGGGACGCCCAGCGCAGGCGCGCAGCACGACGGGCGGCGGCGCAUCCAGCGCGAGGGCCUGAUGCGCGUGUACGUCGCCCAGCUGGUGGCGCGGGCGGCCUUCGAGGUGGCCUUCCUGGUGGGCCAGUACCUGCUGUACGGCUUCGAGGUCCGGCCCUUCUUCGCCUGCAGCCGCCAGCCCUGCCCGCACGUGGUCGACUGCUUCGUGUCCCGGCCCACCGAGAAGACGGUCUUCCUGCUGGUGAUGUACGUGGUCAGCUGCCUGUGCCUGCUGCUCAACCUCUGCGAGAUGGCGCACCUGGGCCUGGGCAGCGCGCAGGACGCCGUGCGCGCGCGCCGCGGCCCCCCGCUCCCCGGCCCGGCCCCCGCGCCGCGGCCCCCGCCCUGUGCCUUCCCCGCCGUGGCCGCCGGCCUGGCCUGCCCGCCGGACUACAGCCUGGUGGUGCGCGCGGCCGAGCGCGCGCGCGCCCACGACCAGAACCUGGCCAACCUGGCCCUGCAGGCGCUGCGCAACGGGGCUGCGGCCGGGGACCGGGACAGCCCGCCGUGCCCCGGGCUCCCCGCGGCCUCCCGGGCCGCCUCCGGGGCCGGCGCCGCCGCCGCCGCCUCCGGGUCGGGCAGCGCCACCUCGGGGGGCACCGUCGGGGAGCAGGGCCGGCCGGGGGCGCAGGAGCGGCCGGGCGCCAAGCCCAGGGCUGGCUCGGAGAAGGGUAGCGCUAGCAGCAGGGAGGUGAAGACCACCGUGUGGAUCUGA